AUUCUGGAUCCCUCCGUCAUCCAGAACUACCGUCCUUUUUCUCUUCUCCCUUUUUUUAUCCAAAACAAUUGAAAGAGCUGCUUCUAACCAACUCUCCUCUUUUCUCUUGCAGAACAACCUCCUAGACCCCCACCAGUCCGGCUUCAGACCUGGCCACUCGACAGAGACUGCACUCCUCUCGGUCUCCACUCGCAUCUCUGCUUGCCUGAGGGACAUCCAGAGCUGGAUGGAUAACCACCAUCUUAAGCUGAACCCAGGUAAGACAGAGAUGAUCUUCAUUCCUGCUCCAUCCUCUAACCUCCUUGACUUUUCUAUUUCCCUAGGGGACACCUUGGUGUCAUCAUUUCCCACUGCCAACAUCGCGGCGGUGAGUCGAACGUGCAGGUUCUUCCUGUACAACAUCCGGAGAAUCCGUCCCUUCCUCACCACCUACGCAACCCAACUCCUGGUUCAAGCGAGGGUCCUGUCCCACCUGGACUACUGCAACUCGCUGCUGGUUGGUCUGCCAGCAUACGCCAUCAGACCCCUGCAGCUCAUCCAGAAUGCUGCAGCUCGUCUGGUCUACAACCUCCCUAGACAUUCCCAUGUCACCCCCCUGCUCACUGACCUCCACUGGCUGCCUGUUAUGGCUCGCAUCAAAUUUAAGACUUUGGUGCUUGCAUACCAGGCGGCUAAGGGGUCAGCACCAGGAUACAUCCAGAGGAUCAUCAGACCCAACACACCCGCCAGACCUCUCCGUUCUGCCACCUCUGGACGCUUGGCACCUCCCCCUCUUCGUGUCUGUAUUUCCCGUUCGCGUCUGCUGUCUGUCCUGGCCCCUCGCUGGUGGAAUGACCUUCCCCUGGCAGUCAGAACAGCAGAGAAUCUGACAACCUUCAAGCGCAGACUAAAGACUCAUCUCUUCAGGCUGCACCUCUCCUCACCCCUCGCUAGCCUCUAGUUUAGCUCUACUCUAUUUACCUCAAUGUACCUAGUUAGGCUAAUGCGAUCUCGUUUUGUAUUUCGCAGAAUUGUUUUUUUUUAAAUUCUGAUUAGGCAAAUGUGAUUUCAGUGCUAGUUUUGAACUUGGCAUGAUUGUUUUGUUUAUUUGCUCAACAGGUUACCCUACAGGGUUGGAGUCCUGAUCUAUGUGGUCACUUCUGGCACUGCGAUCUUUACUUCACUCUAGUGUGUUUUUCUGCACCUCUGCACUUUGAACUGAUGCACUUGUUGUACGUCGCUCUGGAUAAGAGUGUCUGCUAAAUGCCUGUAAUGUAAUGUAAUGUCUUUGGACUGUGAUAGGAAACCCCUACAGACACGGGAAGAACAUGCAAACUCCACAUAGAAAGGCCCUGACCAGG
Messenger RNA from Anguilla rostrata (American eel), 1340 nucleotides. RefSeq lists its product as uncharacterized. The coding region runs from base 227 to 940 and encodes 237 amino acids. The transcript has 2 exons. Lineage: Eukaryota; Metazoa; Chordata; Actinopteri; Anguilliformes; Anguillidae. The record is from RefSeq and is a predicted model, not a curated record.